This is a messenger RNA of Ilex paraguariensis (yerba mate), 486 nucleotides long. The record is from the annotation of a GenBank genome assembly. NCBI's taxonomy places the organism in Eukaryota, Viridiplantae, Streptophyta, Magnoliopsida, Aquifoliales, Aquifoliaceae.
AUGGAUGAAAACUUGGGCUUGCCAAUAGGAUACAUCAAGAAAGCUUUCAAUGUUGAAGAAGCUGAUGCCUUUUUCGGCACUAAGGUGAGCCACUACCCGCCCUGCCCACAUCCCGAGAGGCUAAAUGGUCUUCGAGCUCACACUGAUGCUGGAGGUGUCAUCUUACUCUUCCAAGAUGAUGAGGUGAGUGGCCUUCAAAUCCUCAAAGGCGGGCAAUGGAUCGAUGUCCAACCUCUAAGCAACGCCAUUGUCAUCAACAUUGGGGAUCAAAUUGAGGUGUUGAGCAACGGGAGAUCAAUUGCUUCAUUCUAUAAUCCAUCAAUGAAGGCCACUAUGGCUCCUGCACCAGAAUUGAUGGAAAAAGUGAACCAAGAGGUGGAUCAGAAUUAUCCCAAGUUUGUGUUUGGGGACUACAUGUCUGUUUAUGCUGAGCAGAAGUUCCUACCUAAAGAACCAAGGUUCCAAGCUGCUGUGAGGGCCAUGUAA